Anolis carolinensis (green anole) is the source of this 2174-nucleotide messenger RNA. RefSeq names its product adenosine kinase (gene adk). Bases 143 to 1222 code for a protein of 359 amino acids. Gene Ontology annotation, molecular function: adenosine kinase activity. The record is from RefSeq and is a predicted model, not a curated record. Gene Ontology annotation, biological process: purine nucleobase metabolic process; purine ribonucleoside salvage. NCBI's taxonomy places the organism in Eukaryota, Metazoa, Chordata, Lepidosauria, Squamata, Anolidae. Gene Ontology annotation, cellular component: cytosol; nucleus. The transcript is spliced from 11 exons.
GGACAGCCUCUCCCUCAGCGCGCCCUCUUCUCCUCAGCCGGCUUCCCCGAAAGGGACGGGACGGGCCUCCUUCUUUUCCCCCUCCUCCUCCUCCCCCCUCCCCUCUGCCAAAACCGCAGUCGCGCGCGGGACGGGCGUGAAGAUGGCAGCGGAGGAGCCCCGUGCCAAGAAGCCCAAGCUGGAGCCGGCCCGGCUGAGUGAAAAUGUGCUUUUUGGAAUGGGAAAUCCUCUCCUUGAUAUCUGUGCAGUUGUGGAUAAGGACUUCCUUGACAAGUAUGGGUUGAAACCAAAUGACCAGAUCUUGGCAGAGGAGAAACACAAAGAGCUAUUUGAAGAACUUGUGAAAAAGUUCAAAGUAGAGUAUCAUGCUGGUGGAUCUACUCAGAAUUCUGUUAAAGUGGCCCAGUGGAUGAUCCAAUCUCCUUACAAAGCUGCAACCUUUUUUGGGUGCAUCGGAAAAGAUAAAUUUGGUGAAAUUUUAAAGAAGAAAACUGAAGAAGCUCACGUGGAUGCUCAUUACUACGAACAGACUGAAGAACCAACUGGAACCUGUGCUGCCUGCAUCACAAGUGAUAACAGAUCUCUCGUUGCUAACCUAGCUGCUGCUAAUUGUUAUAAAAAGGAAAAACAUCUUGAUGUGGAGAAGAACUGGAAAUUGGUGGAACGGGCUAACGUUUAUUACAUUGCAGGCUUCUUUUUGACAGUAUCACCUGAAUCCAUUUUGAAAGUGGCUUCUCAGGCUUCUGCAAACAACAAGAUAUUUACCUUGAAUCUUUCUGCACCAUUUAUAAGCCAGUUCUACAAGGAGCCAAUGAUGAAAGUUAUGCCUUAUGUUGACAUCUUAUUUGGAAACGAGAUGGAAGCUGCCACUUUUGCUAGAGAGCAGGGCUUUGAGACCGAGGACAUAAAGGAGAUAGCCAAGAAAACACAAGCCUUGCCAAAAGUGAACCUUAAAAGACAACGAGUUGUUGUGUUCACCCAAGGGAAAGAUGACACUAUUAUGGCUACAGAAAAUGAAGUAAAAUCUUUCCCGGUCUUAAUUAGUGAUCAGAGUGAGAUUGUUGACACCAAUGGAGCCGGAGAUGCAUUUGUGGGAGGUUUCCUUUCUCAGCUUGUGUACGACCGACCGCUGACAGAGUGCAUCCGAGCCGGACACUAUGCUGCCAGUGUGAUUAUAAAACGUUCCGGCUGCACCUUCCCAGAGAAGCCUGACUUCCACUGAUCCUGGGCCACUCAAUGGCUCAAGAGGAGGCGCUGCUUGCCUUUCCCUCCUUCCCCAGUUACCCUGCAUUGAGGUUUCUGUACUUCUAUUCACGUGUACUUUUCACACAUCUUUGUUUUGAUCCCCUCUACCUCUCUCCAACCAACAGUGUCCUGCAUGUCUUAAAUAAGAGGCCAGGCUCUGUUCAGCUUGGGACUCUUUAGUGCAGUUUCUAGCAACAACACUAUAUGAGGACAUCCACAGUUGUUUGGCUGCUGUUAACACGUUUAGUAUAUUCCUGUAGGGUAUAUCACCCUGUCCUGUGCUAGUCACCUCAGCCAAGUGAAAAAUCAUCAACAUACUCUACUAGUGGAAGACAGAAUUAGCAGUAUUGCAAUGGUGGACAUGAGAAAAAAAAUCCUCUGUGUGCUCAUGUGUGUUGGACAAUAACUUCCAUCAUCUUCAUUCCAUGUCUCUGUUGCAAUGUUCAGUAAGAUGAUGAGGGCUGUCAUCAAACAUCUGAAGAGUGCUAACUUGUAGAAUGCUGCUUUGGGAAAUUUAGAAGGAUUUGUAAGUGAGGGUGGGACCAUGAUCCUUAACACUUGAGUUAGCUUUGGGAUGCCAUUUCCUUCACAGCAGGAUCAGGGUAUUUUUUUAUAUAAAUAAAUCCCAUAAGAGGACUCUCCCUAGUUGUGAGCUUGAGGUUGUCUCUCAAAGUGUAUAUGUAUAUGUAUAUAAAUGUAUACAUGUGUGAAAAUGAAGUACAGAAAUGUUCGUGCAGGCAAUCUCAUCAAGAUAUGCCAAAAGAAUUCUUUUAUUUUAACGCACAGUUUUAAAACAAUAAUGUACUUCAAAUAAAUGCAAGAUUUUCUUUUACUUGUACUACAGUAUUCAAAGGAGACAUUCUCAAAAUGUUCUUCAUUACUUUACUAUGUAAUUUGAUACUGAUAAAUAAAGCAAUUGUGAUACGGGA